AUGAACUUUCUUUACAUAGUCAUCUCAAUCUUUCGAAUCUCAGCGUUAUGUAUAAAUAAUCAUCUCACGUUCUCGAUCCUACUCCCUCGAGCAGGAGCAGUGGCUGAGGUGAAGUGGGUGCCUCGGAGCGCGGACUGUGCCAUUGAUAGUGUGACUGCCAACUACUAUGUGCGCAAGGCCUUCCGAGACAGCAUAUCCCGUUUUGAUCCCGUUUUCGAUGUGCAAUCCACGCGGAAGUCUAUGAUAUGUAAGAGAGCGCUGUUGAAGAUGGUGGCUUUCAACCCGGAGUGCAAUGGCAUGCUAACGAGAAAACAGCAAGUAGAGGAACGCGACCUAUUUAUAGAUACCUACAAAGACGAACUCAUAACCGAUUCGGCGAUUUUGAUUGGUCCUCAAAGCAAGCUGGGUAUCACCGUUGAGAUGUCCAAGUUUGUGAAGGGUGUGAGUUCGAAGUCAACCGCUGUGGUGGACGGGGCUAUCCACUCUCGCACAGCCGCAGGUGAUACUAACGCGAUACCUGGAGACACGUCUGUGUCUGGGCAUACGCAUGUAAGCAUGGGUACCAGUGGUGGGGGGUAUGUGAUGAAGAAGUCACGUAAGUACUUUCCCACGACUUAUCUGCGAGAGCCCUUCGCAACCAUUGAGGACGCACAGGACGCUGUGCGUGCACACAUGUCCGAGAAAAUCGCUCAGGGCUUUGUGCUGCCAUCGCUGGAUCAGUUUGAGCAGACACUCAGGAAGGGUAUAGAGCACCAGCGAUGGUACCACUCGUUCCAUGCAUUGGUCUUUGAUGGGUGUGGAGGGAAUGAGGACGAGAUUAAG
Molecule: messenger RNA, 822 nt
Organism: Sphaeroforma arctica JP610
Lineage: Eukaryota; Ichthyosporea; Ichthyophonida
Exons: 4
Source: RefSeq, a predicted model, not a curated record